Molecule: messenger RNA, 1189 nt
Organism: Galdieria sulphuraria
Lineage: Eukaryota; Rhodophyta; Bangiophyceae; Galdieriales; Galdieriaceae
Exons: 2
Coding region: 677-1039 (120 amino acids)
Source: RefSeq, a predicted model, not a curated record
GAGAGGAUGUGGUCGAAAAGUAACUGCUUGAAAGUCGUUUCUUUACCAACAUAUGUCUUUUCUACCUUUUGUGGCACAUUUUUUUGCAAUCUCAAGCAUUUUUCUUGAUAGUGAAGGAUAUCUUUUGGAACUUUCUUGGAACAAUAAGAGACUCUACCUUUUUUGAGAAGCACAUUGUUCCUCAACGGUUUCCAACGGUCUAUUAGGAAGGAGAAGUGGAAAUCAUUUCGUCUUUGGUUUCCUUAAACACUUUUCGAAGGACCCGUUUCAAUGCACAACUUAUUACAGCAGUGGCCGUGACUUGACUCCUGUUAUCCAAAAAAUCAUGAAGAAAGCAUCCGACGCUAUUCUCAACUCGCCCAUGUAAUAGUGGCACGAAUAUCUUCCCUUUUUUCUACAGUUUGAUUGGUUUAUAUUGUCAUUUGCUGAACGCUGUGUUUGUCCAUCCCGUGCAUACAAGCUUGUGGAGAUACAGGAUUGGUCCUGUUGUUCGCAUGUCUCUUCUAUCUCGAGGCUAUCUAUCAUUCUUUCCAGAGAUUUCACGAAGGAAGAUUAUUAUUAUUCACAAUAGGAUAGAGAAAAAGAACCUUUGAGCGCGGGAGAAAUUCAGAAGACCUCCUCUCACUUACUUCACGACAAAAAGUGCCUAGGACACUAGUUCUUCCUUCUUUAUUCUAUGGAAAGAUAUAUUUACCACGGACAGGACAAAGAGUUUCUAUCCUUUCUUGCUGUUUUUGUCACCGUUUCUCACUUAAUUCAAUAUGGUUGUGCUGUGGUUCCUUGCUCCUUACGUCCUAGAGGACAAAUUGAAAGAUAUUGCUUUUUCGAUAUUCAGCAUUGGACGUAUCCUUUUCAAAACAACAACAAUAUUUCACAUUCCCUCACCAGAAUAGUGUUGGUAAGUUCUUCCUUGAAGGAGACUUGUACUGUAGCCAGUAAGGAAUAUGCUUGGGGCACUCCCUGGAGAAGAAUAGAUGAACUGUACAUGGAAGCGCCUACUCUGCAAGGUUUUGCUUAUGUCCAACUACGCGACUCUUAAGGUGGCUCAACUUGUCUCAAAAACACUAUUGUAUUCUUGUAAUCAGAAAGUUGCUUCAUUUAAGUUUCAACUUUGCGUUCCAUCCCCCUUGCGAGCAUUGGCACGAAGCAUAGAAGAGACCGAAACAAGCAGAAAGUUUAAGGUGUUUGC